Molecule: messenger RNA, 6215 nt
Organism: Pelobates cultripes (western spadefoot toad)
Lineage: Eukaryota; Metazoa; Chordata; Amphibia; Anura; Pelobatidae
Source: the annotation of a GenBank genome assembly
AUGUCCCUGGAGGAUCCUUUCUCUGUGGUCAGAAGGUGAGUAGGUUUGUAUGUUUUGCUGUCUGGUGAUCCUGGGAGUUGUAGUGGGGUCUCUGUUGAUUGAUACAGACACCUCUUCUUUGUCUGACUACGAAAGGCUACUUUAUAUUUUUUUCAAGAACAGAUCAGCAGUUUGUAAAAUGUGUAAUAACAGCCUUCACCUUACCUGCAAAGAAUCAUGAAGAACUGACAAAAUCAUUUAAAAAAAUUAGAUGAAAAUAGCUUGAAAAAAACAUCUUCCAGUUUGGCUAAUGUUGUGUAAAAUCUGUGUUCCCUCUUCUAUUUGCAAAAAGCAUAACUGUGAUACAUUUAUUAAUUUUACUUUUUCUAAUUUAUUUUCAAAGUAUUGCAGAAACAGUUGAGGUGAGCUUUUAUAUAAUUUACGAUAUCCUACGGAUAAUUCACUUAGUUGUGAGUGACUGGGAAUUGAAGAGGGUACGCACAUUUACCAUAUUAGCCAAAUUUGGAAGAGUUGCGAGUCUAAAAAUUUUAAUAACAUUUUCUGAAAUAUUUGAUUUCUAGUCUUAAAGGUUUACUGCAACCCUUUUCUGACAGUUUUAUUUUUUAAUGAUUAAUUCCUUAUUUUUGCACAGAACUGACAUUUGGUUUCCAGGCUGCCAAAGUCUUGUGUGUCAAUAUUUUAAUUAGCCCCAGCACACAGUGCAAAUACCUAAUAUAUGUGCAAUAUUUCAAGCAUAAAUCCUUUAAUAGAUGGGAAAAAAGACUAAUUAAAGGGACACUAUAGUCACAAGAACCACUACAGCUUAAUGUUUUAGUUCUGGUGUCUAUAGACUGUUACUGCUCACUUAGCACUGUGAACACUGACAUUUCAGAGAGAAAGCAGUGUUUACAUUGCUGCCUAGUAACAACUUUUGUGGCGGUCUCUCAGACGGCCACUAGAGGUGCUUCCUAUCUCAGUGCUGCACAGUGUGCAGUACUGGUGUUCAGCGCCUCUAUGCAGAAUGCAGAAAUUCUAAACCUUCCUCAUAGAAAUUUAUUGAUUGAAUGCAUUUCUAUGAGGAGAUGCUAAUCAAGAUUGAUGAUCUCAGCCAUGGAGGCUGGGCCAGCAUGACUUUGGAGAAAAGAUACGUAUACUAUCUUUAAUCUUCACAGAUAGGGGGCCAGGGGCCUAAUGAUGUAUUCCGCAAGUAUAGUGUCAGAAAAACAUGUUUGUUUUCCUGACACUAUAGUGUCCCUUUAAAUAUUUUGGCGUAAUUGUUAAAUCUUAAGUGCACCUUUCAAGACUUAUUUUUUUCAUUUUUUUUAUGCACUGUCUAUUUUCCACCACCGCAGUGAGGUGCAGAAAGCACUGAACACCAGUCGGGGUCUGUACCAGCGCUGGUGCGAGCUACUUCAGGAGAGUCAUGUGACCAGUGUGGAGGAGUUUGAUUGGACAACCAAUGAACUUAGGAAUUCACUGAGGAGCAUUGAAUGGGAUCUUGAGGACCUGGAAGAAACAAUCAGUAUCCUUGAAGGGACACUCCAGGCUGCCACACGUUAGGUGCACUGUGUAGGUUAGGUUACAGUUAGUUAUACUGGGUGGGUUUAUAUUAUUAAAGGGACACUCCAGGCUCCCACACACGUUAGGUGCACUGUGUAGGUUAGGUUACAGUUAGUUAUACUGGGUGGGUUUAUAUUAUUCAAGGGGCACUCCAGGCUCCCACACACGUUAGGUGCACUGUGUACGUUAGGUUACAGUUAGUUAUACUGGGUGGGUUUAUAUUAUUAAAGGGGCACGCCAGGCUCCUAACACACGUUAGGUACACUGUGUAGGUUAGGUUACAGUUAUACUGGGUGGGUUUAUAUUAUUAAAGGGACACUCCAGGCUCCCACACACGUUAGGGGCACUGUGUAGGUUAGGUUACAGUUAGUUAUACUGGGUGGGUUUAUAUUAUUAAAGGGACACUCCAGGCUCCUAACACACGUUAGGUGCACUGUGUAGGUUAGGUUACAGUUAGUUAUACUGGGUGGGUUUAUAUUAUUAAAGAGACACUCCAGGCUCCCACACACGUUAGGUGCACUGUGUAGGUUAGGUUACAGUUAGUUAUACUGGGUGGGUUUAUAUUAUUAAAGGGACACUCCAGGCUCCCACACACGUUAGAUGCACUGUGUAGGUUAGGUUACAGUUAGUUAUACUGGGUGGGUUUAUAUUAUUAAAGGGACACUCCAGGCUCCAACACACGUUAGAUGCACUGUGUAGGUUAGGUUACAGUUAGUUACACUGGGUGGGUUUAUAUUAUUAAAGGGACACUCCAGGCUCCCACACACGCUAGGUGCACUGUGUAGGUUAGGUUACAGUUAGUUAUACUGCGUGGGUUUAUAUUAUUAAAGGGACACUCCAGGCUCCCACACACGGUAGAUGCACUGUGUAGGUUAGGUUACAGUUAGUUAUACCGGGCUGUUAGGUUGUGUAGGUAUUACAGUUAAAUAUUAUUAAAGGGACACUCCAGGCUCCCACACACGUUAGAUGCACUGUGUAGGUUAGGUUACAGUUAGUUAUACUGGGUGGGUUUAUAUUAUUAAAGGGACACUCCAGGCUCCCACACACGUUAGGUGCACUGUGUAGGUUAGGUUACAGUUAGUUAUACUGGGUGGGUUUAUAUUAUUAAAGGGACACUCCAGGCUCCCACACACGUUAGGUGCACUGUGUAGGUUAGGUUACAGUUAGUUAUACUGGGUGGGUUUAUAUUAUUAAAGGGACACUCCAGGCUCCCACACACGUUAGAUGCACUGUGUAGGUUAGGUUACAGUUAGUUAUACUGGGUGGGUUUAUAUUAUUAAAGGACACUCCAGGCUCCCACACACGUUAGGUGCACUGUGUAGGUUAGGUUACAGUUAGUUAUACUGGGUGGGUUUAUAUUAUUAAAGGGACACUCCAGGCUCCCACACACGUUAGAUGCACUGUGUAGGUUAGGUUACAGUUAGUUAUACUGGGUGGGUUUAUAUUAUUAAAGGGACACUCCAGGCUCCCACACACGUUAGGUGCACUGUGUAGGUUAGGUUACAGUUAAUAUACUGGGUGGGUUUGUUUUGUUAAAUGCUUUAUGUUUUUGUUUGGUUGUUUUGUCACAAGCCCACCCUUUCCUCACCUCUCUGAACCUGCACUGUUUCCCUUUUUGCUUAAAAAAUAGUAAUGGUACUGGAGAGAAGGACCGUGGGUUUGGGUGUAUAGGUUUAUCUAAGGCUUGGAAUAGCCAUGAAGCCACUUGUAUCUAGUGUGGUUGUAGGCAUGGGCAUUCCCACCAUUAAUGACAAUAUACCCUCGUCUUGCCGUAUCCCCUCCAACACCUGUUUGAUUUGCGUACAGGCGUAAGGUACCAUUGGAAUAGAGUUUUAUAUUCCUGUUCUUUAUGGGAGACACAUAGAGAGAGCUUGGCAUUAGCCUCCCGGAUGUGCUGCCAGUGCUCGUUGAGAGAGUUCCUCCCCUAUAGUUUCAUGCCACCUCGCCAUGUAUGGGAAAGGCACUUUUCCAAGAGAGCCGAGCAGCUCCUGGUAUAUAAGGGAGAUGGAUCUUUGCUUUUUAAGGUCGGUAUCCAUACAAGGCAUACAAAAGAAUGGCACUUCUUAUUGUGUAGUCUGUUUACUAAACUGGGAGUUAGAGAACUGAGAAGGGAAUAGACAAAGUAGCUGAUCAAGGAGAAUAGCUGAGUUGGAGUUUUUGCAGUUUUGUUGCACUUCACAUUGUCAGUUCUCACCUAGUCUGGUUGUCAUGGAUAAACCCGGGCAAUCACCCUUACACUGUACCUUACAACAUGAAGCAUUAUGCUCUCUUUAUAUCACUUUUCUGCUGUUCCGUAUUGUCUUUUACUCGUAUCUUGGGCAUUGUGGAAUCGAACCCAAGGAAGUUUAAAAUAUCUGGGACAGAACUGAGUGAAAGAAGGAGCUUUGUGGAUCAGACACGGAGCUCAGUAAAGGUACGUUAUUUGUUGUUUUUUUUAAAUCCUAUUAUCCUGCGCCAAUCCUACUGAUGUUUUCAUCUCUGUGCAUCGAUACGCAUGCCUCAUGGUUCUCCUGCCCCAUUUAUCAUUAUUCUCUCUGGUUGUUUAGGAAAUGAGAGAUCAUAUAUCGAGCCCCAGAGUUGUGGCUUUCACCGAACGGAAGACUAGAGAGGUAAUAUAAUUCUUAUUUAACUCUCGUGCCCCCUGCUGGCCUGUCCUGUGUCCUUUCCUACCACUACACUUUCUCUCUCCUAUCACAGGCUUUGGGAGUUACCGCUAAGCAACCUUCUGACCGCUUUACUCGUAUGGACGAUGAAAUGGUCGCUGGGAACUCUCGUUACGUUGAAGAUCAGCAGGCUCAGCAACAGGUUGGUAACUUUUGUAACACGAUGCAGAAUGGAGGUUUAGCUGAUUUUUACUGUCCACGGAUAUGAACUGUUUAAGCUCCACGAAAUGUCUUGAUUCUAACUAAUCGGGAUAUUUUGUGUGUCGAUUGAGCUGGCCAUCCACAAACUGCACAGAUUACAAGUUCACCUUUAGAUUGGUAGUAGAUUCAGUAAAUAUAAAUAUCAGUUCACAUAAACAGGUGAAGGUCAGUAUAAGGUCUUUUUGGCAUUUUGAUAUAUUGAUGUGCAAGCGAUGACUUGCUGAACAUCUUACUCUGUAGGACAAGGUCUAAGAGCAGAAUUUGGUUUUAAAGGAGCACAAUGCAUAGAAAAAAAGUCACCUGUCCUGGUAUCAACCUCCAAUCUUGGAAUUCCCAAGUUUGGCACUUUUUGGAAUACAUUUCCUAGAAUUCUGGCAGAGAAUUCCUAUCAGCUGGCAGAGUAUUAUGGGAAAUGUAGUCCAACAAAUAAGUUACCAUUGUCGGAUACCCCUGCUACAAAACACUCACAAAUAAUGAGUGCUCAAUGCACCGUAGCCAGUACUGGACUUUGACCUGGAGAUGUGGGCCAGUGUUUACACUUUCUAACACUACAUUUAUAUUGUGGCAGGCUGCCUUGUGUGGCGUUUCACACUAAAUCUCAACAUAUUUACCUUGGCAGAAAUCCCAGAUUGUUAACACAAAGAGCCUUCCCGGCGGCCACUCAGGUGCAACCGCUAGAAUGAUGUGUGAGGUUCUAUUUAUCCAUCUUGGUUAAUUAGAUCUAAACUUUCCAACUCUGUCACUUACCAGAACAACAUAAACUGCAGCCAACGUGUAGGUAGGUAGAUAGCAGAAUGUUAUUUGGAGAGAGUCUCUCUGCAGGUUUGUCCGUCUCUGGUAUAUGGUUAUCAUAACACAGACUGAUAAACUGCUCUAUGUGUGCAGGACUGUGGAAUAAGUAUCAAUAAUAAGUACAUUGAAAUGCAUACUCUGUAUUCCAACAGCUGAUUAUAGAUGAGCAGGACGCGGAGCUCGAGCUGGUAACCGGCAGCAUCCGGGUCCUGAAAAACAUGUCUGGACGGAUAGGAGAUGAGUUGGAUGAGCAAGCUGUGUGAGUGUGGGGUUACAUGUUAUUGUGAGGCUAUUCUAUGCCCGUCUUUGAUUGCAUGUAUGGUUGCAUAUUCUGCGGGUUACAUCGUGUGUCCCUUCCAUGACGCCGUGGCCCUUAUCACCGCCUGUAACUCGUAUUGCUUCUCGCAGGAUGUUGGAGGAUUUCUCGCACGAAAUGGAUAAUACUCAGACGCGAAUGGACUCGGUGCUCAAGAGACUGGCCAAAGUUUCUCACAUGACAACCGGUGAGGGCUGAUUAACACUAUAAAUGAACUUCUAUACAGCUAAACCCUCUGAGUGCAUAUUGAAUAAAUGAUCAUAAAGAUUUAAAAAAUUUAAUUAUUUCAUCAAUAUAACAUUGGAAUGGAUGUAAAGUUUCUUUGAUCCUGAUAGGUUUCAAACCAGCAUUACACACUAAGCUAUCAGGAUAUCAAACCUUAAAGAACAAAAUUGCAACAAAUGUCCAGGAUACGUCUUGUUGAGAUCUUCCAUACACUCUCUAUAAGAGCAUGCUUGAAGGCUUUUCCCUAAAUUUCCAGGAUUUUCUCCCUCCCCCUCGUCCCGUAGUAUCUAUGUAGCAGUGAUGAUCGUAUACCUCUAGUCAUUUUAGGAGUGCCAGAUGUUGCUAUGCAGCCAUUAAAAAGGUAGUAGCCAUAACCCCUUCUCUCUUUCUCUGUGUCUGCAGACCGCCGGCAGUGGUGUAUGAUUAUUGCAUUGGUGAUCGCUCUCAUAAUUGUGCUGAUCCUGUUGUUGGUGCUUUGA